AUGACAGGUCAUAUCUCGUUCUGCCUCUUAUUGUUCUUAACGGGCCGCUGUGAUUGCACGCUACGAGGGACAAUAUCACCGGCACUCCAUCGCGAUGCUACUCGUUACUGCCACAUUUGCGCCAAUCACACGAUGUGCCGAUUCCCCCUCGAUGUUCCCGGUAUCGGAUGCGUCAAACUCGAGCGCGCCGAUCUGGGCGAAAAGGACAUCGAGACGAUCGUCCACUGGCAUAAUUUCUAUCGCAACACCAUAGCAAACGGAGACGAGCAUCGAGGAAAGCCUGGUCCACAACCACCUGCGAAAUACAUGAUGGAAAUGAUCUGGGAUGACGAACUCGCUCACAUCGCGGACCGAUGGGCGUUGCAGUGCAACCUCUUCGAGAAAGAUCAGUGCCGAGACGUUGGCAAGUAA
Colletes gigas is the source of this 411-nucleotide messenger RNA. Its product is annotated as venom allergen 3 homolog. NCBI's taxonomy places the organism in Eukaryota, Metazoa, Arthropoda, Insecta, Hymenoptera, Colletidae. The coding region runs from base 1 to 411 and encodes 136 amino acids. The transcript is spliced from 3 exons. The record is from RefSeq and is a predicted model, not a curated record.